Molecule: messenger RNA, 801 nt
Organism: Necator americanus (New World hookworm)
Lineage: Eukaryota; Metazoa; Nematoda; Chromadorea; Rhabditida; Ancylostomatidae
Exons: 1
Coding region: 1-801 (266 amino acids)
Source: RefSeq, a predicted model, not a curated record
AUGCGAAAGCUGGAAUGGGACAACAUGGGAGUGAAGAUUGACGGUCGGCAGCUACAUAAUUGGCGCCUUGUUGAUUACAUCGUUCUGAUAACAUCUAGCAUCAGUCAGGCGGAACGAAUGCUGACCGAAUUCGAUGUAUGUAGAUGCACCGGUCUCGAACUGAAUCUGCAAAAAACGAUGUUCAUGCGUAACGGAUGGGUCUCGGAUGCCCUAUUUACACUCAACGGAACGAACAUAUCCGAAUGCACCAGCUACGCUUAUCUUGGUCGGGAAUUGAACAUGAUGAACGACCUGAUCCCCGAGCUGGGCAGGAGGAGACGAGCGGCUUGGGGAGCGUAUAAGAGCAUCGACGAUGUAGUGAAGAAGACCAGGAACACACAGCUCCGUGCUCACCUCUUCAACACCACCGUACUUCCUGCUUUGACCUAUGCUUCGGAAACCUGGGCAUUUCGCAAGCAGGAAGAAAACGCGGUGAGCGUCAUUGAACGCGCAAUUGAGAGAGUGAUGCUAGGAGUAUCCCGUUCCACGCAAGUGAGGGACGGGAUUCGAAGUUCUCUCCUACGUCAGCGAUCAAAGAUUACAGACUCUGCUGCGUUUGCCAAGGAAAGUAAAAUAAGGUGGGUCGGACACGUGAUGCGCAUUAACGACAACCGUUGGACCAGAGCCGUGAGCGACUGGGUUCUUUGCGAUAUUAAGCGCACUACAGGAAGACCGCCGACUCGAUGGUCAGACUUAUUCACGAAGUCCUUCAAAGAAAAAUAUGAUGCUCUCCGUGUCCCACGCGAAAGGAGGAACCACUGA